GCCCCCUCGCCUGAGGCCCCCUCCGUGCGGCUUUCCACCUCCUCCUCGCUCUCGGCAGUCAGAGAGGGCCGGAGCGAGAAGAUGGCGAAGACGUACGAUUAUCUGUUCAAGCUGCUGCUCAUCGGCGACUCCGGCGUCGGCAAGACCUGCCUCCUGUUCCGCUUCUCAGAGGACGCCUUCAACACCACCUUUAUCUCCACUAUCGGAAUUGAUUUUAAGAUCAGAACGAUAGAACUUGAUGGAAAGAAAAUUAAACUUCAGAUAUGGGACACAGCGGGCCAAGAAAGAUUCCGAACAAUUACGACAGCAUACUAUAGAGGAGCCAUGGGAAUUAUGCUGGUCUAUGACAUCACCAAUGAAAAAUCCUUUGACAACAUUAAAAAUUGGAUAAGAAACAUUGAAGAGCAUGCCUCUUCAGAUGUUGAAAGAAUGAUCCUGGGUAACAAAUGUGAUAUGAAUGACAAAAGACAAGUGUCAAAAGAGAGAGGGGAGAAGUUGGCAAUUGACUAUGGAAUUAAAUUUUUGGAGACAAGUGCAAAAUCCAGUACAAAUGUCGAAGAGGCAUUUUUUACACUUGCUCGGGAUAUAAUGACAAAACUCAACAGAAAAAUGAAUGACAGCAAUUCUUCAGGAGGAGGUGGACCAGUGAAAAUAACAGAAAAUCGGUCCAAGAAGACCAGUUUUUUCCGCUGUUCACUGCUUUGAUGAACUCUUGACUUCUGAGAGACUGCAGUACACCUAGAGAGCCCUUCCCUGCUUCUCUGAAAGCACAGGCUACCCAGCCUCAGAGUCACCUCGCCCGGCUGCUGCGGAGAGCACCACGGAACUCUAGACCUCUCAACCAGAACGCCCAGUGGAUUCCAGCCUCAUGGCCUAGCAAAAAAAC
Messenger RNA from Acomys russatus (golden spiny mouse), 886 nucleotides. It is a transcript of the gene Rab8b, whose product is annotated as RAB8B, member RAS oncogene family. The record is from RefSeq and is a predicted model, not a curated record. The transcript has 8 exons. Gene Ontology annotation, biological process: Golgi vesicle fusion to target membrane; regulation of exocytosis; protein secretion. Gene Ontology annotation, molecular function: GTPase activity; GTP binding. Gene Ontology annotation, cellular component: endosome; plasma membrane; trans-Golgi network transport vesicle. NCBI's taxonomy places the organism in Eukaryota, Metazoa, Chordata, Mammalia, Rodentia, Muridae. The coding region runs from base 82 to 705 and encodes 207 amino acids.